AUGCAAGGAGAGAGCUGGAGAAGUCAUGGGACGGAAAUGACUGGUGAGACUGGUGAGACUGGUGAGGGGGAAGGGGAGGAGAGCGAGGAGGGGAGUGAGGAGGAGGAAACGGAGGAAGGAAGUGAAGAAGAAGUGACAGAGGAAGGGAGUGAGGAGGAGGGAACAGAGGAAGUGACAGAAGAAGUGACAGAGGAAGGGACUGAGGAGGGAACAGAGGAAGUGACAGAAGAAGUGACAGAGGAAGGGAGUGAGGAGGGGAGUGAGGAGGAAGGAACAGAGGAAGUGACAGAGGAAGGGAGUGAGGAGGUGACUGGGGAGGCAGAAGAAACAGAGGGAGAGACGGAGGGAGAGACAGAGGGAGAAACAGAGGGAGAAACAGAAGAGGAAACCGAGGGAACAGAAGGUACUGGGGAAACAGAGGAAACAGGAGCGACUGGCGAGACAGAAGAAACAGGGGAAGAGGAUGAAGAGGAAGAGGAAGAGGAGGAAGAGGAGGAGGAAGAGGAGGAAGAGGAGGAAGAGGAGGAAGAGGAGGAAGAGGAGGAGGAAGAGGAGGAAGAGGAAGAGGAGGAGGAGGAGGAGGACGAUGAAGAGGAAGAGGAGGAAGAGGAGGAAGAGGAGGAAGACAACGGGAAGGAGGAGGAGGAGGAGGAGGAGGAGGAGGAGGAGGAGGAGGAGGAGGAGGAGGAGGAGGAGGAGGAGGAGGAGGAGGAGGAGGGGGGAGAAAGGGAGAGUGGAGGGAUGGGAGGAGGUGGAGGGCCAAUUUGGGAGACAGACGAGGAGCUGAGUCAACCAGCAGUGAGCAUGGAGAGACGGGAGGAGGAACAACCAAGUACAGCAGAGGGCCAAGCACCCCCGCCAGCAGCACAAGAACCAACGAGUGCAGCAGCUGACGCGUCUGCAUCGCCUCCCAAGUCAGCGAAAAGAGGAGGAUGGCUGGAGAACCUCUGGGGCAAGUAG
Molecule: messenger RNA, 960 nt
Organism: Closterium sp. Yama58-4
Lineage: Eukaryota; Viridiplantae; Streptophyta; Zygnematophyceae; Desmidiales; Closteriaceae
Source: the annotation of a GenBank genome assembly